This is a messenger RNA of Loa loa (African eye worm), 456 nucleotides long. RefSeq lists its product as hypothetical. Gene Ontology annotation, biological process: signal transduction. Gene Ontology annotation, molecular function: GTP binding; GTPase activity; GDP binding. Lineage: Eukaryota; Metazoa; Nematoda; Chromadorea; Rhabditida; Onchocercidae. The transcript is spliced from 3 exons. The record is from RefSeq and is a predicted model, not a curated record. Gene Ontology annotation, cellular component: plasma membrane. Bases 79 to 456 code for a protein of 125 amino acids.
CAGGUGAUAAGCUGUAAUCAUAAGAAUGUAUGUACAUUACAAAUCACCGAUACAACAGGCAGCCAUCAAUUUCCUGCUAUGCAACGACUUUCGAUUAGCAAAGGAAAUGCUUUUGUACUGGUGUAUUCUAUUACAAGCAAGCAAAGUUUAGAGGAGCUUGGACCCAUAAUACUGAUGCUAAAGGAAGUGAAAGGUGAAAGUAUUACUGAAGUGCCUAUUAUGCUUGUUGGCAACAAAAAAGAUGAAGAUCAGCGGCGUGAAGUGAGCUCCGAACUUGGACAAAAGUUGGCCUCGAAAUGGGGGACUGAUUUCAUCGAAACUAGUGCCAAAGAUAAUGAAAAUAUAACGGAAUUAUUUCAACGCCUGUUGGCGAUGGAAAGAAAACGAACUUUAGCAUUAACAAUGAAUGAAGAGAGCGGUAAAAGUGGCUCAAAAAGGAAAUGCUCGCUGAUGUGA